This is a messenger RNA of Ostertagia ostertagi, 306 nucleotides long. The record is from the annotation of a GenBank genome assembly. Lineage: Eukaryota; Metazoa; Nematoda; Chromadorea; Rhabditida; Trichostrongylidae.
AUGACCGAUACAAAAAUUGAAGACCUACGAUUACCUGCGGCGGUUGUGAGCCGAAUAGUCGACAAGGCUAUCGGACCAACAGGAACUGUGUCGAAGGAAGCUCGGACAGCGAUUGCUCGUGCUGCGUCUUUGUUGAAGGCUCAGAAUGUCGAGCGUAACGUAUUUAUCGGUGCUCAACGAUCGGAGGAGAGAAAGCGAAAGGCGGAUAAGAAAGCAGUAGCAAAAACAACGGGUGAAGACGGCUCAUUCACAAUCGCACCAUCGGAGGAGAUGCGUUUGAGAACUCCAGAAAGCGAUCCAGAAUGA